Messenger RNA from Orbicella faveolata, 432 nucleotides. Its product is annotated as protein Dr1-like. Gene Ontology annotation, molecular function: RNA polymerase II general transcription initiation factor activity; protein heterodimerization activity; TBP-class protein binding. The record is from RefSeq and is a predicted model, not a curated record. Lineage: Eukaryota; Metazoa; Cnidaria; Anthozoa; Scleractinia; Merulinidae. Gene Ontology annotation, cellular component: negative cofactor 2 complex. Gene Ontology annotation, biological process: RNA polymerase II preinitiation complex assembly; negative regulation of transcription by RNA polymerase II.
AUGUUACAUCCUGAAUUAUGUUGUUCCAUUACAUGUGAAACACUUUUUUGCAUAACAGCUGCUGUUAACAAGAUGAUCAAGGAGAUGAUACCAAAUGUAAGGGUGUCCAAUGAUGCAAGAGAACUUAUUCUAAACUGUUGUACAGAGUUUAUUCAUUUAGUUUCAUCAGAGGCAAAUGAAAUUUGCAAUCGUCAGUUGAAAAAGACUAUUCUUCCAGAGCAUGUAUUCCAAGCCUUACAGGGAUUGGGGUUCCAUUCUUACAUUGAAGAAGUCAGAUCAGUUCUCCAGGAAUGCAAAACUCAAGCUGCUAACAAAAGAAGGGCAAGCACACGCCUAGAGAACCUGGUAUGUUUGUUUAAACUAAUCCUGUUACGCUGUUUUAAGUGCUGCGCCCAACUAAUUGAACGCCUUGAACCUGGAGACUAUUUUUAA